AUGCUUUGCUUUCUCCGCGGCUGGACACCACGUCACUUGACCAUCCCAGCAACAUGGAACACGCCGAACAGCAAUGAGACAUACUUUAUCGUAUCGCUUCUCCGCGACUCGGAAAAGAUCUUACCACAAUACACACAGUCGAUUUUGUCAUUCGCGCAGGAUGUGGGACCGCAGAAUGUAUUUGUAUCCAUCUUUGAGAAUGAUUCCCGCGACAGAACACCCAUCAUGCUGAAAGAUUUUCGCAGCAAGCUCUUGAGCCGCGGUAUCCCGCAUCACAUUAACAGCACCCAGCUACCAUCUUCGAUUCGUUCGUACGAACGGAUCCGUCGUCUUUCCACAUUGCGGAAUUUUGCCAUGCGGCCGAUGUAUGAAGAAAUGCGCAAUGGGCUUCAGAAACGCCCUUUUACCAAGGUUGUAUGGAUCAACGAUGUUUUUUUCAAUAAAAACAUGCUUCACCACCUUCUGCAUACAGCCAAUGGCACAUACGACCAAGUAUGUGCGCUCGACUACUUUUGGCUGGGCUUCUACGAUACAUGGGUCAUGCGUGAUCGCUAUGGUAUGACAGUUCGCCCCUUAUGGCCAUAUUUUCGCCGAGGGCACGACAGAAGUGGUAUUAAUGCGCUGGAGCCUGUGCCUGUGAAUUCAUGCUGGAAUGGAAUGACAGUGUUCGAUGCGCGCUGGUUCCUUCCAGCAUCUGCCCCUCGCACUUCGAUACCCAAUGCACAGCAUCCUACAAGUCCAGUCAUUGUGUCCGUUCCACCGGCCCCGCUUGUUCGUGAUGACGGCAUCGAUACGCCUGCGAAGCUUCCUCUUGAAUUCCGCACUUGUCGCUCCUGUAAUGUAUCUGAGGCUCUGCUGACAAGUCUCGAUAUGCACCGCAUUGCAGCACCUCGCCGACCGCGCAUCUAUGUGAAUCCAGCUGUGAAAGUUGCAUACGAUUAUCCCAGCUACUACUUGUACAACUACUUGCUCCGCUGGUACGUAGUCCAGCCGUGGCGAUAUGUGUGGGAGACAUGGAUUGAGCGUCGGCUCUUUAGUUGGCUUGCAGACCUUGGGAACCGCCACGAUUCAUGCGCAUCCCUUCUCAACCAAAUGUGGACCAAUGAGCCUGUUAUGACAUAG
Molecule: messenger RNA, 1122 nt
Organism: Malassezia globosa CBS 7966
Lineage: Eukaryota; Fungi; Basidiomycota; Malasseziomycetes; Malasseziales; Malasseziaceae
Exons: 1
Coding region: 1-1122 (373 amino acids)
Source: RefSeq, a predicted model, not a curated record